Messenger RNA from Penicillium atrosanguineum, 1245 nucleotides. RefSeq names its product putative PP-loop ATPase superfamily protein. NCBI's taxonomy places the organism in Eukaryota, Fungi, Ascomycota, Eurotiomycetes, Eurotiales, Aspergillaceae. The transcript has a single exon. The record is from RefSeq and is a predicted model, not a curated record. The coding region runs from base 1 to 1245 and encodes 414 amino acids. Gene Ontology annotation, biological process: tRNA wobble position uridine thiolation. Gene Ontology annotation, cellular component: mitochondrion; cytosolic tRNA wobble base thiouridylase complex. Gene Ontology annotation, molecular function: tRNA binding.
AUGGCCCCGACCCUGUGUUUCAACUGCAAGGAGGCCCGGGCGCUCAUAAUCCGGCCUAAGAAUCGCCAUAAGCUGUGCCGCGCAUGCUUCCUCGAGGUCUUCGAAACCGAAGUCCACGAAACCAUUACAACCUUCAAGCUCUUCUACCCCGGCGAGCGCGUGGCGAUCGGCGCCAGCGGCGGCAAAGACAGCACCGUUCUCGCAGCCGUCCUCAAAACACUGAAUGAGCGAUAUAGAUACGGACUGGAUCUGUGCCUGCUCUCGAUCGACGAGGGUAUUCGCGGAUACCGCGAUGACAGUUUGGAGACAGUGAAGCGUAAUGCGAAGCAAUACGACAUGCCGCUUAUGAUUGUGGGAUAUGGUGAGCUUUACGGCUGGACGAUGGAUCAGGUCGUGGAACAGAUUGGCAAGAAGGGAAACUGUACCUACUGCGGUGUGUUCCGACGACAGGCGCUCGAUCGAGGUGCGGCGCGCUUGGAGAUCAAGCACGUUGUCACGGGGCAUAAUGCGGAUGAUGUCGCUGAGACGGUGAUGAUGAAUUUGCUGCGCGGUGACUUGCCUCGACUUUCGCGUGGAACAAGUAUUGUGACUGCGUCCGGCGCGUCGGAAAUCAAGCGCAGUAAGCCGCUUAAGUACGCCUACGAGAAAGAAAUUGUGCUCUACGCCCACCAUCGUCAGCUCGAUUACUUCAGCACGGAGUGUAUCUACUCGCCUGAGGCAUUCCGUGGCAGUGCUCGUACCCUGAUUAAAGAUCUAGAGAAGAUUCGUCCCAGUUCGAUUCUGGAUAUCGUCAAGAGUGGCGAGGAUAUGGCUGUCCUUGUGCCUGGAGAAACAAACCCAAAUGGCAAAACGUGCCGCUCAAAGGCGGCGGCAGAGGAUGAGGCGGAGGCGGGUGGCUGUGGAAGUCAAAAUGGCCGAUCCAGUGGAGGUGAAAUGGCCGCCAUGGAAACCCAGCUAGCUGAGAAUGAAGCUGCGGGAUCGCGAGAGACGGAAAUUCGACUACCCCAGCAGCCCAAGCCUGGCAGUUCGAAGACUCAGAAGCCUAUCAAAAGACAGGUCAUGGGUCAUUGUGAACGCUGUGGCUACAUUUCGAGUCAGCGUGUUUGCAAGGCUUGCACUCUUCUGGACGGUCUCAAUCGCAAUCGGCCCAAGACCGCUAUCGAAGUCAGUGCUAGCAUGGACGAUGAAGAGAUCAGCUCGACUUUGGCGAGACAGAUGGAGCAUACCCAGUUGACGAACAGCUGA